AUGCAUGUUAAGGUAAGCGCCAAGCAGGACUCUGUCAUGCGAGCAGAGCAGCAACAAUCGACAAUGAAGCGUUCACCGUCACAAAGUAUUGCUUCGACGUCUACAGAAGAGGACAGCGACAGUUCACAGAAUUUGCGGCUCAACGCCAAAAUCGGCACAUUGGUUUCUGACGGAAAUGCGACCAUCAAAAAGGAGGUCCUCGAUUUGAAGGUGGGUGUCACGUACAGGAAACGGCCAGCGAAAUCAAUCAUUUAUAGAGAUUCAGUCAAAAAGUAG
Ostertagia ostertagi is the source of this 276-nucleotide messenger RNA. NCBI's taxonomy places the organism in Eukaryota, Metazoa, Nematoda, Chromadorea, Rhabditida, Trichostrongylidae. The record is from the annotation of a GenBank genome assembly.